This is a messenger RNA of Phytophthora nicotianae INRA-310, 1107 nucleotides long. RefSeq lists its product as hypothetical. Bases 1 to 1107 code for a protein of 368 amino acids. The transcript is spliced from 2 exons. The record is from RefSeq and is a predicted model, not a curated record. Lineage: Eukaryota; Oomycota; Peronosporomycetes; Peronosporales; Peronosporaceae.
AUGCAGCUCGUUCCAGUCGGAAAGUUGUCGCCGGCCUGCCCGGAAUGGACGACGUUUGUACGAGUGGUGUAUAUAUCUCAUGCACGGCGUUGGGCUAACAGCAAAGGCGAAGGGCAUGUCCUAUCGGUUGAGUUCGUCGGUGAUGACGGGGAACGCAUUCACGCUUGCGCAUUUAACGAAAAUGCCGAGCCCAUUGCUGCGGUGCUGUCGUUUAAUGGCGUUUUCCGUGUGCGUCAUGUAAGCCUUCGCACCUCCAAACGUGAGUUCUCGGUUGUCCCACGCAAGUUCGAGAUCAUUUUGACGGCACAGACCGAGAUUACGCCUGCGGAUGGCGAAGGUGACAUUGAGGGACCCCCACUCGUUCUCACACAGAUUCGUGAUUUAGCCGCUGCGCACAUUGGGGCCUUGGUCAAUGUUUACGGAGCGCUGACAGAAGUCAGCGAGGUCCAGUACAUUCAAAACCGCAAGGGAAUCGUUCAGCAUAAGCGAGACGUAGUUUUGGCGGACCCAUCGAAUGUAAGUGUCCUGUUGAGCAUUUGGGACGAGUUGGCGGGGGAUCAGUUUGAUCUCAUAUUAUUUGAACCAGUCAUUGCCUACCAGUGCCGGCUAUCUGACUAUAGUGGACGGACGCUAUCCACUGGACGCUCAAGUAUGAUUGCAAUUGACCCACCCCUUGCCCCAGCUGAAGAACUGCGUAGCUGGUUCUUCCAGACUCAUGGAAAAGCAUGUGGUAUCGAAGUUGAAGUAUCCCGUGAAACCCAGACGCUGGUUAAGCGUGAAGUGACGCUCCAAGAUGCCCAUGGCCAAAUAAAGUGUACACUGUGGCAAGAGAAAGAUAAGUCCAUUGGGGAAAAUGCGCUGCGUCAUGUGCUCGCGAUUGAACAUGCCAAGGUCGUUACAAACGAUGGUACAGUGUUGGUACUCGGAUUGAUUCAACAGUGGUUCUGGAUCCCCUAUUUCGCCCGUUACGAGCUGCAAAACCUGCCUGAUAUACAGACCACUGAUGCCGUCAAAGACGAUGAGGAAGAAGCCAAGGAUCAGGAUAUCUACGUGGCUGCCGGUUCCAAGCGAGCGAUGAACACAGCAGGGCUGCCGAAAAUAACAUGA